Nipponia nippon (crested ibis) is the source of this 546-nucleotide messenger RNA. The record is from RefSeq and is a predicted model, not a curated record. NCBI's taxonomy places the organism in Eukaryota, Metazoa, Chordata, Aves, Pelecaniformes, Threskiornithidae.
AUGGACAAGGAGGACAUCGAUGAUGUUGGGCAUAAGUACCAUCUGGAAUUGGUGUUAGAAGACAUCCUUGACAAAGACAGUACUGUUAACUGCACUGCUGAGGUUCUUUAUCAUCUGCCCAACAAGAACCUUCCUCCAGAUGUGCAAUUCACAAUUGAAGGAGAACUUAAGAACACAGAUGAAGCAGAUAGCAUGUUCUACAAUCGAAUCAAGAGCCUGGAAAAAGAGCUUGUGGCAGAAGACAUACCAGACAGCCACGGCAACGUGGCCCCAGAAAUGGAGCCCGUCCGCCUGCUAGCGUGGGUCGCCUCUGGCUAUGUGAUAUGGCAGAACUCAACUGAAAACACCAAGUUCCAACUUGCCCAAAUUAAACAUGUGAAGCAAGUGAAAAGAAGUGAUGAAUAUCUUGAAUUUGACUACAGGAUUCUACUUCACGAAAUGGUGUCCCAGGAGAUCAUUCCCUGGCAAAUGACAGUUCUCUGGCACCCACACCAUGGUGUUCAAGUAACACAGGACAGCCGUCAGCCAAAACAUGCCUCGGAAUAA